AUGCCUGUUGGAUCCUGCUUGAUUACAGGCGGCACGGGCUACAUUGGUUCCUUCACGGCCCUUGCAUUGCUCGAAGCCGACUACAAAGUCGUGAUUGUCGACAACCUCUACAACUCGUCCCCCGAAGUCCUCAACCGGAUAGAGCUCAUCUCCGGAAAGAAGCCGGAAUACUACAAAGUCGACAUUACAGACGAGAAGGCGCUGGACGAGGUCUUCUCCAAGCACCCGGAUAUUGACAGCGUCAUCCAUUUCGCCGCAUUGAAAGCGGUCGGCGAGUCCGGCGAGAAACCUCUCGACUACUACCGAGUCAAUGUCUACGGAACCCUAUCGCUUCUCUCUUCCGCAGCUCGUCACAAUGUCACCAACAUUGUCUACUCCUCCUCUGCCACGGUCUACGGCGACGCGACCCGAGUUCCCGGCAUGAUCCCCAUUCCUGAAGAGUGCCCUCUGGGCCCCACAAACCCAUAUGGAAACACCAAGUUCACAUCGGAACUCCUGAUUACAGACCACAUCAACGCCGAGCGUGCCAAAGCCGAGAAAAAGGGAGACACCGAUGCAAUCAAGAAGUGGAACGCAGGUCUCCUGCGUUACUUCAACCCUGCCGGCGCCCAUCCCAGCGGAAUCAUGGGCGAAGACCCUUCGGGCGUACCGUACAACCUCCUGCCCCUCCUCGCCCAAGUGGCGACAGGCAAGCGUGACAAGCUGCUCGUCUUUGGCGAUGACUACGCGUCUCACGACGGUACCGCCAUCAGGGACUAUAUCCACAUCCUCGAUCUUGCACAGGGUCAUCUGAAAGCUCUCGACUAUCUCCGCCAACACCAGCCUGGUGUGCGGGCUUGGAACCUGGGCACAGGCCGUGGCUCUACCGUGUUUGAAAUGAUCAAAUCGUUCAGCAAGGCCGUUGGUCGUGAUCUGCCCUACGAGGUCGUCGGUCGGAGAGCGGGUGAUGUGCUGGACCUCACAAGCAACCCGUCAAGAGCGAACCGAGAAUUGGGAUGGAAGGCCAAACUAACGCUGGAGGACGCCUGUGUGGAUCUCUGGCGCUGGACCGAAAACAACCCUGAAGGCUACAGACAACCGCCGCCACAGAAGUUCUUGGAUGCCUUGAAGAAGAACAAUUAG
This is a messenger RNA of Capronia epimyces CBS 606.96, 1122 nucleotides long. RefSeq names its product UDP-glucose 4-epimerase. Gene Ontology annotation, biological process: beta-D-galactose catabolic process via UDP-galactose, Leloir pathway. The record is from RefSeq and is a predicted model, not a curated record. Gene Ontology annotation, cellular component: cytosol. Gene Ontology annotation, molecular function: UDP-glucose 4-epimerase activity. Lineage: Eukaryota; Fungi; Ascomycota; Eurotiomycetes; Chaetothyriales; Herpotrichiellaceae. The transcript has 2 exons. The coding region runs from base 1 to 1122 and encodes 373 amino acids.